AUGUCAAUUCUCCUUCCCUUGACGGCGGCUCUAGCAGCUGUCGUAUACGGAUCCACUCAGUUCACCGACAGAAUUGUCGAAAGUCGGUUCGGUGCCCUCAUCCACGGACGUGAUGGGGCCAAGGCGUUGUUGGGCCUGGCUGUAGGCCUCGGUGUUGUCAAAACUAUCAACAACCUCUCUAACAAAGUAGCGUUGAAAAACUGGCGUGUGAGAGCACACAAAGACUGGGUAUGGAACAAGGAAGUCGCCGUUGUGACAGGCGGUUGCGGUGGCAUCGGCAGAGAACUUGUCCUUGGCCUCGUCAAAAAGGGGGUGAAAGUCGCGAUCCUCGACCUCGCGCCUAUUCCCCCAGACAUGGAGAGCGACCCCGCAAUCUUGUACAUCAAAACAGACAUCACCUCUGCCGAGGCCGUUGCCCAAGCAGCCAAGACUAUCCGAACAUCUUUCGGGGCUCCCUCGAUCUUGAUCAACAACGCCGGCAUCGCAUCCCUGCACACCAUCCUCGACACCCCAGCCGACUUCCUUCCCAAGCUCUUCGGCGUCAACGCCAUCGCCCUCUGGAUCGUCACCAAAGAGUUCCUUCCCAGCAUGAUCAAGAAGAACAAGGGGCACAUCGUCAACAUCUCGAGUAUCACAGCGCACAUAACCCUCUCCUCGCUGGUCGACUACUGCGCCUCAAAGGCUGCGUCCGUGACCUUCCACGAGGGCCUCAACUGCGAGCUCAAGACAAAGUACAAAGCCGACGGCAUUCUCACAACCAUCGUCCAGCCCAGCUGGGUGAGGACGAAUAUGUCUCCCAAGAACGCAGAUGAGAUUGAGGAGAAGCAGGGGAAGAUGCUGUCGCCCAAGGAAGUUGCGGAUCGCACUCUGGCGCAGGUGUUUGCUUGUCGGGGUGCUCAGAUUGUCUUGCCGGAGAAGGUUUGGUUUUUUACUACAUUGCGGGCGUGGCCUAACUGGAUGCAAGAGUGGAUGAGAGACAGAAUGGGCAAAGCUAGUCUGCUGUAA
Molecule: messenger RNA, 1005 nt
Organism: Colletotrichum siamense
Lineage: Eukaryota; Fungi; Ascomycota; Sordariomycetes; Glomerellales; Glomerellaceae
Gene: RED2-0
Product: Dehydrogenase RED2
Exons: 1
Coding region: 1-1005 (334 amino acids)
Molecular function (GO): oxidoreductase activity, acting on the CH-OH group of donors, NAD or NADP as acceptor
Source: RefSeq, a predicted model, not a curated record